UGUGCGAAAAAUCAAUGUGCCAAAAAGAGAGAAAAAUCCAAUUUGUUACUUACGACGUUGACAUUAACAAAUUAACUCCAAUCAAAUUUGGCUUUUUUCUCUUGGACAUACACAUAAAUCGGUUCAUUUCUCCGUUCUCUUCCUGUCUUCAAAAAAUUUACACGCAUUAGUUGUGUGUUUAAUCAGAGAAAUUUUGCUUCCAAUUUUGAUUUUAUACACAUAUAGUACAUAUACAAUAUGUCCACGUGUUAUCGCCGGGUGACAGCCGCCGCGACGACGGUGGCGAGUCAUCACAUUCCGCCUCGGCUCUCAGUAAUUCUGCAAAUGGACAACCGAUCGCGAAGCGGCGGAGUAGGAAGGCUAGGCGUUUUACGGUCAAGGCGAUGUGUGAUUGAGGCGGUGGAGUCCAUCGGAGGAAGAGGAAUAAGAUCGACAGGCGAGGAGGAGGUGAAGAGGAAAGUCCAGCCGCCAAAGUGUUGCGCGUGCAACCAUCAACAUCAGGAGGUUAUGGUGGAGGAGAAGAGUAAAGGCCGUGAUCGGAGGGUGGAGGUGAUGAUUGCGGCGACAGCGACGGUGGUGCUGGGAGUAGGAAAUCGGGUGCUUUACAAGCUUGCAUUAGUCCCACUCAAGCAUUAUCCAUUCUUUCUCGCUCAAUUCGCCACUUUCGGGUAUGUAAUUGUAUAUUUCUCCAUCUUGUAUCUCCGCUAUCAGGCAGGUAAAGUAACUGAUGAAAUGCUCUCUUUGCCGAAGUCUCCAUUAAUUGCCGUUGGUCUCUUCGAGGCUCUUGCUGCAGCAUCUGGAAUGGCAGCAGGAGCUAUUCUUUCUGGCGCAGCAAUUCCUAUUCUAUCUCAGAGCUUUCUUGUCUGGCAACUUAUCCUAUCUUCUAUCUUUCUUGGGAAGAGAUAUAGUUUUAACCAGUUGUUGGGAUGUUGUCUUGUGGCAGUUGGUGUUAUCAUAACCGUGGCAAGUGGAUCUGGAGCUGAUUCUCUGAUGGGAUCUGGUAUCUUUUGGAGUGUGUUGAUGAUUGUUUCUUUCUUGUUACAAGCUGCCGAUACAGUCUUGAAGGAGAUAAUAUUUUUGGAUGCUGCUCAAAGAUUAAAGGGAGGUUCAGUGGAUCUAUUUGUUGUGAACUCUUAUGGAUCUGCUUUCCAGGCAGUUUUCAUUUGCCUCCUGAUACCAUUCGUGUCAAAUUUAUGGGGUAUUCCAUUCAGUCAACUUCCAAAUUAUCUAAAAGAUGGUUCAGCCUGCUUUUUGAACAUAGGUACCAUGUCAAAGAGCUGUGAUGGUGCACCUUUACUGCCACUGCUCUUUAUCAUUGUCAACAUGGGUUUCAAUAUUUCAUUGCUGCAUCUGAUCAAGAUCUCUUCUGCUGUGGUAUCUUGUCUUGCAUCAACAUUUUCUGUGCCAGUAUCUGUAUAUUUAUUCACGUUGCCUCUCCCUUAUCUUGGGGUUGCAUCCUCCCUUCCACCUGGCUUUGUAGCAGGUGCCAUUGUCCUUGUUGUGGGUGUGUUUUUUUAUGCUUGGAGACCAUUGGAGAGUUCCAAACGAGACGCCUCUCUUGUGAGUUAGCUACAAACCGGAUAAUGUUUCUUGGACAUUUUUAUCAGCAUCAAUGCAUCGAAACACCGAAGGCAUGCACUUCUGGAGUUACUGCUCGGUUAUAGGAAUUUCAACAUAAAUAAGGACAAAAGGGUCCCAUUGGCAUUUGUUCAGACCUCCUGAACUGUCGUGAUGUUUCCUCUUCCGUUUGUUCCAUUUUAUAUCUGAUGCUCACUAUUCAGGAUAGUAAGAACUGAAGUCGGGUUCUUAAGCCGGUGUUAUCGACUGGAUUCAUGUUACUGUACUCUUGUUCUGAGAAUAUCGCUUAGUUUAUACAACAAAAGUGAGCAGAAUUCAAUUCAAUGGGUUCUUAUGCUCCCUGCUCGUGCUAGAAUAUUAGGAACUUGAUGCAAAAGGACCCUGUUGAGUCAUGAUUUCUGAUUUGAUUGCGAAGUUAAAUUUAAAUAA
Olea europaea var. sylvestris is the source of this 2007-nucleotide messenger RNA. Its product is annotated as protein CLT1, chloroplastic-like. Lineage: Eukaryota; Viridiplantae; Streptophyta; Magnoliopsida; Lamiales; Oleaceae. Bases 238 to 1569 code for a protein of 443 amino acids. The record is from RefSeq and is a predicted model, not a curated record. The transcript is spliced from 10 exons.